AUGAACCCCAAGAACGACGACAACCAGAAGAACAAAGCCAUAGCUCUGUGCAAUGCUGAUGCUAGGCUUUUGGCUGAAUUUGAAGAGUCUGAUGGGUCAGGUAAGUCCUUUAACUACUCAAGGUCAGUUGUAAAUGCUCCUGAAAAUGUCCCAGAUGAGGAAGUUGUUGCUUAUCUGUCUAAAAUUCAGAGGGCUGGUCUUGUCCAACCCUUUGGUUGUUUGAUUGUUAUUGAAGAACCCAGUCUCAAAAUCAUAGGUUAUAGUGAAAAUUGCUUUGAUUUGCUGGGUUUGAACACUGAGUCUAGUCUGAUAGGAGUAGUUGCUAAAACCCUUUUUACCCCUUCUUCGGGGAAUUCAUUGGCCAAUGCUGUUGCGUCAGAGGAACAACUUUCGCUGUUCAAUCCCAUUUGGGUCCAUACUAGGAGUGCCCAGAAGCCAUUUUAUGCAAUACUCCACCGAAUUGAUGUGGGAAUUGUGAUUGAUUUGGAACCGGCCUUGUCGGGUGAUCCUGAAUUUUCACUGGCCGGUGCAGUUCAGUCACAUAAACUGGCCGUUCAGGCCAUUUCUAGUAUGCAAUCACUUCCCGGGGGAGAUACUGGUGUUCUGUGUGAUACUGUGGUGCAUGCAGUUCAGAGGCUUACUGGGUAUGACAGGGUUAUGCUUUAUAAGUUUCACGAAGAUGAUCAGCAUGGUGAAGUUGUGUCUGAAAUUAGAAGGUCUGAUUUAGAACCCUACCUGGGAUUGCAUUAUCCAGCAACAGACAUCCCCCAAGCCGCUCGUUUCACGUUCAAGCAGAGUCGCGUCAGGAUGAUCUUUGAUUGCAAUGCCAAUCCGGUUAGGGUCCUUCAAAGUGAAGAAUUAAGUCAGCCUCUUGUGUUGGUCAAUUCAACCCUUCGUUCCCCCCACGAAUGCCAUAUGCAGUACAUGUCUAACAUGGGCUCUAUUGCCUCAUUGGUCAUGGCAGUUGUUAUCAAUCGCAACAACUUGAUGCAGCUAUGGGGUUUGGUAGCAUUUAGUUUGCAGCUCAACAUGGAGCUUCAACUGGCAUCACAGAGAGCAGAGAAAAAGACUCUUCAGACACAAGCCUUAUUAUGCGACCUGCUUCUGCGGGAUGGCCCUCUUGGGGUUGUCACACAUGAUCCUACUAUCAUGGAUCUUGUCAAAUGUGAUGGGGCUGCAUUGUAUUAUAGGGAGAAAUGUUGGCUGCUCGGUGUAACUCCAACUGAAUCACGGAUAAAAGAUAUGGCAGAGUGGCUGUGGAAUCAUCACGGGGACUCAACAGGACUAAGCACUGACAGUCUGACCAAUGCAGGUUACCCCGGUGCAGAUUUACUGGGUGAUGCUGUUUGUGGCAUGGCUAUGGCACGAAUUACUCCCAAAGAUUUCUUAUUUUGGUUCAGGUCUCACACAGCAAAGGAAGUCAAAUGGGGAGGAGCUAGGCAUCAUCCAGAGGAUAAAGAUGACGGAGCAAGAAUGCACCCGAGAACUUCAUUCCAUGCUUUUCUUGAGUUGGCUAAAAGCAGAAGUUUGCCUUGGGAGGUUUUGGAAAUUAAUGCCAUUCACUCUUUGCAGCUAAUAAUUAGAGAUUCGUUUCAAACGAUUAAAGGCAAAGGUUCAAAGGCAAUAACAGAUGCUCAACCGAAUGAUCCUGAGGUGCAGUGGAUGGAUGAACUUUGUUCCGUUACAGGUGAAAUGGUCAGAUUAAUUGAGACAGCAGCAGUUCCUAUUUUUGGGGUUGAUUCAUCUGGUUCCAUCGAUGGAUGGAACUCAAAAAUUGCUGAAUUGACGGGAUUACAAGCUAGCAAAGCAAUGGGGAAGUCCCUGGUGAAUGAAGUCAUUCAUGAGGACUCGCGUGGUGUUGUUGAAAACCUUAUUUUCAGAGCUUUGCUAGGUCAAGAAGACAAAAAUGUUAAAAUAAAAAUGCGGAAGUCUGGCUUGGAGCAGCAGAGCUCAGUUGUACACAUUGUGGCCAAUGCCUGCACAAGUAGGGACUACACGAACAACAUUGUUGGGGUGUGCUUUGUGGGUGAAGACAUCACGUCUGAAAACGUUGUAAUGGAUAAAUUUACUCGUUUGCAAGGGGAUUAUAAAGCUAUCAUACAAAAUCUUAGCCCACUAAUUCCUCCAAUUUUUGCUUCAGACGAGAAUGGCCGCUGUUCUGAAUGGAAUGCCGCCAUGGAAAAGCUAACUGGUUGGAUGAGACAGGAUACUGUUGGGAAAAUGCUUCCUUCGGAAAUUUUUGGAGGUAUCUGUCGGCUGAAAAGUCAAGAGGCACUCACUCAAUUCACCAUUCUUCUCUAUCGAGGGAUUAGUGGUCAUGAUACCGACAAGUUCCCAUUUGGGUUUUUCAAUAGGAAUGGAAAAUUAGUGGAAGUAAUGCUGAUUGCGAAUAAGAGAACUGAUGAAAGUGGCAACGUAAUUGGGUGUUUCUGCUUCUUGAAGCCUGUGGUGCCUGACCUGCAGGAUGCCUUUGGAAACAGACAAGAGGACAGAGAGUUCCUUUUGAAACAUAAAGAGUUGGCUUAUAUUCGACAAGAGAUGAAAAAUCCACUUAAUGGUAUUCGGUUCAUCCACAAACUCCUUGAAAGUACAGCUAUUUCAGAACAUCAGAAGCAAUUUCUUGAGACUAGUGAUGCCUGUGAAAGACAGAUAAUUUCAAUCCUUGAGGAUUUGGAUCUAGGAAGGAUAGAGGAGGGAAAGGUGGAUCUGAAAAUGGAGGAGUUUGUCCUCGGGAAUGUAAUAGAUGCCAUUGUUAGUCAAGUAAUGAUAUUGUUGAAGGAAAGAAAUCUACAACUAUUUCAUGAGAUCCCCGAAGAAAUUAGAAAACUUUCUCUACUUGGUGACCGGAUGAAGCUUCAGCUGCUAUUGUCAGAUUUCUUGCUUAAUAUAGUGCAUCAUACACCUGCAGAUGGUUGGGUAGAUAUCAGGGUUUCACCUGGUUCGAAGCUGAUACAUGAUGGGAAUGAGUUUAUCCAUUUGCAGCUCAGAAUUGCUCACUCGGGACAAGGUCUUCCUUCUGCUCUCAUUAGAGCGAUGUUUGAAGGUGAAAAACAGUGGACUACAAAGGAAGGUGUUGGCCUAAAUGUGUCCCUAAAACUUCUCAAUAGGAUGAAUGGUCACAUCCGCUACAUCAGAGAGGAUAAAAAAUGUUACUUUAUUGUAGAACUUGAACUUCAAACAAGGGAAUCGAAAGAGGUGGAUGCAAGCCGAAUGAGCUGA
Messenger RNA from Cornus florida, 3219 nucleotides. RefSeq names its product phytochrome E-like. The record is from RefSeq and is a predicted model, not a curated record. Gene Ontology annotation, biological process: signal transduction; regulation of DNA-templated transcription; detection of visible light. Lineage: Eukaryota; Viridiplantae; Streptophyta; Magnoliopsida; Cornales; Cornaceae. The coding region runs from base 1 to 3219 and encodes 1072 amino acids. The transcript is spliced from 5 exons. Gene Ontology annotation, molecular function: phosphorelay sensor kinase activity; protein binding.